GUGCUCACUUCUUCCCAUAGUCACCUUCUCCUUCCUCCUCUCCUCCCCAUUAAUCUCAUCUCUUUCAUCUUGCUGCCUCCGUGCUCGCCGACCCUCUCUUUUCCUCUUGCAACUCCCAUGUCUCAAUCUUCUCCUUUCUUCUCCAUUGCCCGAGUGCACGCUGGAGCAGGAGGGCGAGCUGCGGCAGCCGCUCUCCUGCUCCGUCGCUCCAUUUCUCAGCUGCCACACAGCAUUCAUGGCCUAAGGUGUUUCUCUUCAGCCAGAGUGACACCUGCCAAGACACUGCAAUCACACCUCAGCCUCCCCCGCGCCACACUGUCCUCUUUUGCCGAUGCCGAAGAUGGCUCCAGUGCCGAAGGCAGUGACAAGAAGGCUGGGGAGGAGCAGAUCGGGGAAUGCGAGAUGUCAGAGAUGGCGAAGGCGUUCCAUAUCUCACCACGGAUGGCGAUGUCGAUCUCUGUGAUGAUUGCAUUCGCCGCCCUCACUGUACCGCUGGCGAUGCGCUCACUGGUCUGCCAUGGAACCUUCAAAAUGAAUGCGCUGGCAUACUUUACGCUUCUGUCAGGGUUCUAUAUGGCAUGGAAUAUUGGGGCCAAUGAUGUUGCAAAUGCCAUGGGGACGUCAGUUGGGUCCGGAGCUUUGACACUCCGGCAGGCGGUGGUGACUGCAGCAGUGCUAGAGUUCUCCGGUGCAUUCCUUAUGGGGACCCAUGUCACCAGCACCAUGCAGAAGGGAAUACUGGUUGCGUCUGUCUUCCAAGGAAAGGACUCUCUGCUCUUCGCUGGACUGAUAUCCUCCCUUGCUGCUGCCGGUACAUGGCUGCAGGUUGCUUCGUCAUAUGGCUGGCCUGUCUCAACUACACAUUGUAUAGUUGGGGCUAUGGUUGGUUUUGGGCUGGUGUAUGGAGGGGUGAAUGCAGUUUUCUGGAGUUCUCUGGCUAGAGUAUCUUCAUCUUGGGUCAUUUCUCCAUUGAUGGGUGCAGCAGUCUCCUUUCUUGUUUACAAGUGCAUACGGAGGUUUGUAUACAGCGCACCCAAUCCAGGCCAGGCUGCAGCUGCUGCUGCACCAAUCGCAGUCUUUGCUGGUGUCACUGCAAUCUCGUUUGCUGCUUUUCCUCUCAGUAAGGUGUUUUCCAUUGCCAUCCUGCAAGCAGUAUCCAGUGGGGCAAUAGGAGCCAUCAUUGUUUCCCGAGUGAUCAAAAAACAGCUAGGUGACUUACUGUCUUCAGAAGCAGAAAAGAUAGCAUCCACUGAGAAGUCAAAUGUUCAGCAGGCGGGACUUCUUUCGGACAUUGCUGGCCCUACAGGAGCUCAGUUGCAGAUUGUGUAUAGUGUAUUUGGUUACAUGCAAGUCUUAUCGGCAUGCUUCAUGUCAUUUGCUCAUGGAGGAAAUGACGUCUCCAAUGCCAUAGGGCCCCUGGCUGCAGCUUUGUCCAUUCUUCAAGGUGUGGCAAGCAGCGCUGAGAUAGUCAUACCUACUGAAGUUCUUGCUUGGGGUGGUUUUGGAAUUGUUGCAGGGCUUACAAUGUGGGGAUAUAGGGUGAUAGCAACAAUUGGCAAGAAAAUCACAGAACUAACACCUACUAGGGGCUUUGCUGCAGAGUUUGCAGCAGCUUCAGUUGUCUUGUUUGCAUCAAAGCUUGGGUUGCCUAUAUCUGCCACGCAUACACUUGUUGGAGCGGUGAUGGGUGUCGGAUUUGCAAGAGGGCUCAAUAGAGUCAGAGCAGAGACAGUUCGUGAUAUUGUGGCAUCCUGGUUGGUCACAAUUCCAGUUGGUGCUGUCCUAUCUAUCUUCUACACAUUGAUCUUGACCAAAAUUCUGGCAUACUUAAUGUGAGUGGAUUGUAAAAUAUAAGAGCUGCUUUUAAGUGGUACAGCCCAUUAUCAGUUUAUCACUUCAUAAAUUUUGAUCGGUGGAAAAGGUUUUUCUUUGCAAAAGUGAAGACUGAAGAGAUAAACUGAUUCCACAAGUUCAAUCAGAAAUUUACAAGAUUUUCCAAGAUCAAAUAAUCAUUUUCUUGGCAACUGAUCACAAUUAGGGAAAAGGUUUCCCAGCAAAUGAUCAUGGUACAGGCUCCAGAGUUUUUCAAUUUUUUAUACUACCUUGUAUGUCUGUCACAAGGUCGAAUACUGUAACUUCUUGUAGAGUUAUUAUACAUAUAGAUGUAAUGGUUGGUCAAAUUUCUUCUUGUAAAUUGUAAUCAUAUCACAAGACUUUGCUCAUUGCCAAUCAUCCUAGAAUAAGAGCUCCUUCCUCUGUAGGAAAUUA
Messenger RNA from Sorghum bicolor (sorghum), 2268 nucleotides. RefSeq names its product inorganic phosphate transporter 2-1, chloroplastic. Bases 118 to 1836 code for a protein of 572 amino acids. Lineage: Eukaryota; Viridiplantae; Streptophyta; Magnoliopsida; Poales; Poaceae. Gene Ontology annotation, cellular component: membrane. Gene Ontology annotation, molecular function: phosphate transmembrane transporter activity. The transcript is spliced from 3 exons. The record is from RefSeq and is a predicted model, not a curated record. Gene Ontology annotation, biological process: phosphate ion transmembrane transport.